Fragaria vesca subsp. vesca is the source of this 1554-nucleotide messenger RNA. Its product is annotated as folic acid synthesis protein fol1-like. The transcript has 2 exons. Bases 1 to 1554 code for a protein of 517 amino acids. Gene Ontology annotation, molecular function: dihydropteroate synthase activity; 2-amino-4-hydroxy-6-hydroxymethyldihydropteridine diphosphokinase activity. The record is from RefSeq and is a predicted model, not a curated record. Gene Ontology annotation, biological process: tetrahydrofolate biosynthetic process. Lineage: Eukaryota; Viridiplantae; Streptophyta; Magnoliopsida; Rosales; Rosaceae.
AUGCAUAUAUUCAAGCAGCUUCUGCCUGGCAUAAGUCAAUUAAAUGGUGCCAGAAAGUAUUAUCAAGCAUCAUGUUUUGCCUUUAUACAUUCAUGCCCAAAAUCCUCUGUGGAAGUCCAUUCUGAAGAUCAGGAAGUAGUGAUUGCUUUGGGAAGCAAUGUGGGUGACAGACUACAUAAUUUCAAUGAAGCCUUGCAGUUAAUGAAAAAAUCAGGCAUGCAAAUUACAAGACAUGGCUGUUUGUAUGAGACCGCACCAGCCUAUGUAACAGAUCAGCCUAAUUUCCUUAAUUCUGCUGUUAGAGCAGUUACAAAACUUGGGCCUCAUGAGCUAUUAGGAGCACUGAAGAGAAUUGAAAAGGACUUGGGUCGUACCCAAGGUAUAAGGUAUGGUCCCAGGCCUAUUGACUUGGAUAUAUUAUUCUAUGGGAAGUUAAAAGUCAGAUCUGAGACUCUUACGAUCCCCCAUGAAAGAAUUUGGGAAAGACCAUUUGUCAUAGCCCCACUAAUGGAUUUGCUGGGUUCAGCUAUUGACAGUGAUGUAGUUGCUUGUUGGCAUUCUUUCUCCACACAUUCUGGUGGGCUUUUCAAGUCUUGGGAGAAGUUAGGCGGCGAUUCCCUCAUCGGAAAGGAAGGUCUCAAGAGGGUCUUACCCAUUGGAAAUGGCUUGUGGGACUGGUCAACGAAAACCUCUAUCAUGGGUAUUCUUAAUCUGACUCCAGAUAGUUUUAGCGAUGGAGGAAAAUUUGAAUCUUUGGAGGCAGCGGUUGCUCAGGUUCAAUUGAUGAUUUCAGAAGGGGCAGAUAUGAUUGAUAUUGGUGCACAAUCAACAAGGCCAAUGGCAUCUAGAAUUUCAGUUGAACAAGAACUGGAUAGACUAAUCCCUGUCCUCGAAGCAGUUGUUAGGAUGCCAGAAGUAGAGGGAAAGUUGGUAUCUGUGGAUACAUUUCAUUCAGAAGUUGCUUCUGAAGCGGUUAGCAAAGGGGCUCAUAUUGUAAAUGAUGUAUCUGCUGGUCAGUUGGACUCUAACAUGCUUAGUAUUGUUGCAGGCCUCAGGGUACCUUACAUUGCAAUGCAUAUGAGGGGGGAUCCUUCUACAAUGCAGAACAGUGAAAACCUUCAAUAUGAUGAUGUUUGUAAGCAGGUUGCCUCUGAGCUAUUAUUGAGGGUGAGAGAUGCAGAAGUGUUAGGCAUCCCAGCUUGGCGGAUAAUCAUUGAUCCUGGAAUUGGAUUUUCAAAGAAUACUGAACAGAAUCUGGAUAUCUUAAUGGGGUUACCAAAUAUUCAAGAGGAAAUUGGGAGGAGAAGUUUGGCUUUAUCUCACGCACCCAUAAUGAUCGGACCUUCCAGAAAGAAAUUCUUAGGUGAAGUAUGUAAUCGCAAGGCUGCGAUCGAGAGAGAUCCCGCUACUGUUGCUUCUGUGACUGCUGGUGUUUUGGCUGGAGCAAAUAUUGUAAGAGUGCACAAUGUGAGGGAUAAUCUAGAUGCUGUGAAGCUAUGUGAUGCAAUGCGUAGACAGAAGAGAGCUUUUCCUCAAAUUAAGAACGAUUUAUGA